Messenger RNA from Sceloporus undulatus (fence lizard), 5299 nucleotides. RefSeq names its product zinc finger protein 501-like. Gene Ontology annotation, molecular function: DNA-binding transcription factor activity, RNA polymerase II-specific; RNA polymerase II cis-regulatory region sequence-specific DNA binding. Gene Ontology annotation, biological process: regulation of transcription by RNA polymerase II. Lineage: Eukaryota; Metazoa; Chordata; Lepidosauria; Squamata; Phrynosomatidae. The transcript is spliced from 7 exons. The coding region runs from base 492 to 2918 and encodes 808 amino acids. The record is from RefSeq and is a predicted model, not a curated record.
UUGGUGCUGUGCUAAAGAGUCUCCAUAAUUUUGCAAGUCUGGGUCUGUGGCUGUUUAGGAGAAGCACCCCCCCACACACACACACACACACUUCAUCCUUCUGUGCUUGCCAUCACUGGAAUCCCUUGAGUCAACAUUAUGAUGCAGCAGCUAAAAAGGCCAAAGCAAUUUUAGGCUGCAUCAAUAGAAGUAUAGUGCCUAGAUCAAGGCAAGUAAUAGUGCCACUCUGUUCUGCUUUGGUCAGGCUUCACCUGGAGUACUGGAUGCAGUACUGGGCAUCACAAUUCAGAAAGAACGUUGACAAAUUUGAGGGUGUCCAAAGGAGGGCCAUCGAAAUAGUGAAAAGCCUGAAAACGAAGUCUUAUGAGGAGAGACUUAGGGAGGGGGAGGCUGUGGUUACAGGCUGGAAUCCCUGAGAGUUUCUUUCAGAGAGCUGUGCUGCUUGAGCCAGCGUUAUCCUUGCACCUGGAAAGACUCCAGCCCUUUGGAAGAUGUGGCCUCCCUCUCACCCAAAACGGAGCCCGUCCUUGACUCAGGAAAGUAAGUGGGCACCAAGCAAGGAGGUCCUCCAGGCCCUUUGGGAGGCAGAGCUCCAGCAGAGAGCCAAGAUGGCAGAGCAAGCCUUGGCUGACUCAGAAACAGGGAAAGGUCCCUGCUCCAUCUGGAUGGGAAAGAGUGGGGAUACCUGGGGGAAAAGAGUGCAGAAGGUCCUGGGUGAAGACAACCCAAGCUCUGAUGUCCAGCGCCAACGCUUCCGGGAGUUUGGCUACCAGGAGGCCGAGGGCCCCCGUGAGGUUUGCAGCCAACUCCGCGAUCUUUGCUCUGAGUGGCUGAAGCCAGAGAAGCACACCAAGUCUCAGAUCCUGGACCUGGUGAUCCUGGAGCAGUUCCUGGCUGUCUUGCCGCCAGAGAUGGAGAACUGGGUCAGAGGGUGUGUGCCGGAGACGAGUUCCCAGGCAGUAGCCCUAGCAGAAGGUUUCCUCCUCGAUCGGGCAAAGGACAGAAAGAAAGAAGAUUCCCAGGAGCUGUCAAGAGCAACCACCAAUUUCUCAGAUGCAGAGGAGUCUCCAAAAGACAUCACAUGGAAACUGCUGUCAAGGCAGGUUGGGCAGGAGAUCAGUGGAGCUUCCACCUCUGUAGGAAACAGAAGGACACCCCAAGACAGCAGAAUGAUGCCAGGGGUUCCCUCUAGAUCACCUUCACUUUGUGGAGAUAUUGACACAGUUUCUGUGAAAACAGAUCAGGGUCUAGAAACCUUUGAGGAGAUGGCUGUGCAUUUCACUGCAUUUCACCGAGGAGGACUGGGUGCCCUUAGAGCCAGGCAGUGGCAGUCAAGAGAAGUAAAUCACAGAGGAGAUCUGUGGAGCUGUGGAAAUCUGUCCUCUCUAGAAGAACUUCCAGAUUCCAGAUCAGACUUCAGCUGCUGGCAUGAAGAAGAGGAUGAUCAAUUUGUGAAAGGUUCUGAGGAAGGCGAGAAAUUAGCAGGUGCUGAGAGGGAAAAUAAUAAAGAGGUUGCACAACAGAGAAUGAAAACUGAAGAUGAGAACAGUGCUUUUGAGGGCAUUGAUUUCCAUGAAAUUACAGUGCCAGAGGAAUGUUGUGAAGGAAACAAAAAGAAUAUUCAUGAUGGGGAGAAACUGUUGAUAUGCUCCGAUUGUGGAAAGAGCUUCAGUCAGCAAGUAUACCUGACUAAACAUCAAAGGAUUCACCCAGGAGAGAAAACAUGUCAGUUCUUAGAGUGUGGAAUCCAGUUUAAUCACAGCUCAGACCUUAGCUUGCAUUCAGGAGUCCACACAGCCAAGAAGCCCUAUGAGUGCUCAGAGUGUGGAAAGAAUUUCAGUGAUAGCAGAAGCCUUAAAAGACAUCAAAGAAUUCACACUGGGGAGAAGCCAUAUAAAUGUCCAGAAUGUGGGAAAGCCUUUAGUCGCAGCCCAGAACUCAAAGCACAUCAACGAAUCCAUACUGGAGAGAAGCCCUAUAAAUGUUCUGUUUGUGGAAAGUUGUUCAAUCAGAGCUCAAAUCUUAGUAAACACCAGAGAAUUCACACGGGGGAGAAGCCCUAUACGUGUUCAGAAUGUGGAAGGAGUUUCAAUCAUAGCACACACCUUAAAAGACAUCAAAGAGUUCACACAGGGGAGAAGCCAUAUAAAUGCUCGGACUGUGGAAAGAGCUUCAGUCAAAGCAUAAUCCUUAAACUGCAUCAAAAAAUUCACACGGGAGAAAAGCCAAAUAAAUGCACUGAGUGUGGGAAGAGCUUCAGCAAUAGUGGAAACCUUAAAAUACAUCAGAAAAUUCAUAGAGGGGAGAAGCCCUACAAAUGCCUUGAGUGUGGGAAGAGUUUCAGUCAAAGUGUGAUCCUUAAAUCUCAUCAAAGAAUUCACACAGGCGAGAAGCCGUAUAAAUGCCCAGAAUGUGGGAAAAGCUUCAGUGACAGCAGAAGCCUGAAAAUGCAUCAAAGAACUCACACCCAGGAGAAGCCCUAUAAGUGCUCAGUGUGUGGAAAGAGUUUCAGUGUUAGGAAAAGCCUUAAUGUGCAUCAAAGAACUCACACAGAGGAGAAGCCUUAUAAAUGCUCUGAGUGUGGAAAGGGCUUUAGCGAUAGUAGGAUCCUUAAAGUACACCAAAGGAUUCACACAGGGGAGAAGCCUUAUAAAUGUUUAGAAUGUGGAAAGAGCUUCAACCAGAGCCCACAUCUUAAAAGACACCAAAGAACUCACACAGAGGAGAAGCCCUAUAAAUGUUCAGAGUGUGGAAAGAGCUUCAAUCAGAGCACACACCUCAACUCUCACCUAAGAAUUCACACACGCGAGAAGGCGUACAAGUGCUCCGAGUGCGGAAGAAGCUUCCAUCAGAGCAGACACCUUAGUUCACAUCAAAGAAUACACAAGAAGGAGGAAUCCUGUAAAAUAUCUCAGUGACUAGAAUAUGGGCAGUUUAAAGUCUUCUCUUCAUUUCAAAACCCUUGAGAAAGUAUGUGAAUAAUUAGAGUAGAGUGUAUUUGUCUAAGCAAAUUGUAAUAACCAAGAAGUAAUUCACACAAGGGACCAGAAACUGCUGUCAGCAUAGCUGAGUUGAACAAUGAAUAUCAGCUAGAACCAGAAUCUUACACAGGGUCAAGUUACAUGCAACAUUAAAACAAGUAGGUCCCAAUCCUACACCGGGGUUGUAUAGUGUAAGUGAUCACAUGUGGAGUUACACAUUCAUUGCACAAUGCACCCCUUGCACUGAAUGCCAAUAUUACAAAAUUGAACCAAGACACCAAAUGUUUAACCCAAUAUAUGUACAGUGGUCAUCAAUGCACAGUGCCUAUCUAUGUAAAAAAGCAGUGCAUGUGCAACUUCAGUUCUGCAGCCUUGAAUGAUUGUCGCCAUUCCACAUCAGAUAAAAAUGCCCCACUGCUUCUUUAGUGGAGCUUAACACAUCCAUAAGAUAACAACAGGCUUCUGGUCAUAGUAUCCAGCUGAAGAUCAUUUUUAAAUGUUCAUCAGGACCAGUGGAGUUGCAGGAGAUUUAAACCUUCCCUCCAUUCCUUGUUGUUAACCCUUUUAAAAAAAGUUUUCCUUUAUUGGUAUUAAAACAAACUUCCAUUUGCACCAACAAGGAUUUCCAUUUUAAAAAAAAUGUAUGGAGGAAUUAAUAUAUAGAAAAGAGCAGAUUUUGGGAUGGGCAGGUGGGAAUGAAACAUACUCCAACUGCAUACACUGGUUUGCAGCUAUGUGCAUUUAGUUCAGCUUGGGUUUCUCAACCAAGGUUCCCUGGAACCCAAGGGUUCUGUGAGAGAUCAUGAUGGGGGGGGGGAAUAAACUUUGUUUUGAGCUGGAGAUAUAAUAGGAUUCUAAGCAGAGCUUCCCUGAGAUCUGAAAAUGAUUUCAAGAUGUUCCUCCAGGGUAAAAAGGUUGAGAAAGGCUGGUUUAGAGAGAGGGGAAGCUGAUCUUUAGCUGCACAUUGUAAUCAAGAUGCUGCAUCAAUGCCUAGCUCCACAGGCACAUCUUCCAUAGCCAGGCAAUUGUCAACUCACAAGAAUGGUCCCUGCUAAUAUUGCUUACCAGUGAAGAAGGGUGCUGGGGAAGGCGAUUCAGAUCAUGCAAAUGAUCUCAGUACUGUCAUGGGUGGAAGAAAUAAGUGUGUGCUUUCAUGGAGUGCACCCACAUUUUCCUUCUGCCAGGAGCUCAACUAGUUAUCUUCAUGGUCUGAAUCACUUCCUCCCUCAUCCACCCAGUAAGUGACAGCAUUGGGGUCCUUCCCAGGGACUGACAACUGUGGAGCAGUGGAAGUUUUAGAACGGAGCACAAGGCAAAUGAAUAGCUCUUUGUGUCAUUUCCAAAUUGAGACAUGUGUCCCUAUAUACUGCCCUUCGGCAGAAGUAAGUCACCAACAAGAUAUCAGCCUGUAGUUGGAAUCCUGUCGGUCAGUUCCAAGUAGAGUAGGCCCACUGAGUCAAUAGUAGAAGACUGAGUUGUUACAUAGGUAAAUUCAGUUGAUUAAUGGCUUCAAUAAUUUAGUGAGAACUGAGGUAGAAUUUUAGGCCCCUGUGUUUUACACAGCAUAGGAUUUGACCCUAGUAAUUGGGCACCAACCUAGUGACCUAUGGUAAAACUUUGCCCACCCGUGACUAUGUCAUUCAAAAGUGGGCAAUUUGCAGUUGUCUUAGUGGAAAGUGUCUCCUCCCACCCCGAGUACCAAGGGUCACACAGGUCCCUGCAAAUACUUCAAAUGUGUUUUUGGGUGUGUGUUUUUUUUAAUUUAAUUUAAUUUGAGGAGGAGUUAGGUAAAGAAAGAAGACCUUCACACUACAAUCUCAUCUUUUGGACCUUCUCUCCAAAUAGAAAGUGACCGAAAGUUUACAGUUUUGAGGAGGGUGAAGCCUCCAGGCCAAGGGGCUCAAAAUAUGAAAUUGUCCCCCCCCCCACAGACCUUAGGAAGCCCUAGAUGCUUUUAAUACAUAUUUUACCCUCAGUUGUUUAAGUGUGUACUAGAAGCCCUACAUGGCUUGUGGGUGACAUUUUGCCCACCUUGGAUCUGAGCCCAAGCUGUCAGGAUAGUUGCCUCCAUGGGGAGCAUUGUGUAUACCAAUGAGACUCUAUAAGGCAACCUAAUUUUACCUUUGGUUUGAGUCUUGAAAUCCAGAGUUUGGUGCAUUUAAAAAGAGAGAGAGAGGAUCUCAUUAUGCUGUCAUUUGGUGUAUGUCUUGAUACCUUGAAAGAGAACAUUUUUUGCACUCUCUUUUCCCCCUUUUUUGUAUCUUAUUGCUGUCAACAUUGUGGAGUUAUAUUUAAAUUAAACUAUCUUGGCUGUUAAA